Messenger RNA from Aspergillus clavatus NRRL 1, 2580 nucleotides. RefSeq names its product tRNA methyltransferase RSM22. Gene Ontology annotation, biological process: translation. The transcript has a single exon. Gene Ontology annotation, cellular component: mitochondrial small ribosomal subunit. The coding region runs from base 1 to 2580 and encodes 859 amino acids. Gene Ontology annotation, molecular function: structural constituent of ribosome; methyltransferase activity. The record is from RefSeq and is a predicted model, not a curated record. Lineage: Eukaryota; Fungi; Ascomycota; Eurotiomycetes; Eurotiales; Aspergillaceae.
AUGCUGUCAAUAUCACCAGCAUCAAAGGCAGGCCGAUCAUGCUCGCAUGGUCUUCUAUGCAGAUUUGCCUCCAACUUGCCGUCGACGGCGUCGCAACAACUCCGCCGCGGAGCUGCAAUUCAUCUAGCUCAACGCUUCACUAGCACGACAACGCGCAAUUCGCAAACCUCCUUAUCGAAUUUGCCUCACCCAACACAUAUUGCUAAAGGCCGCGCCGAAUUCUGGCAUGUCGGACGAAGACAUGUCUCGAGUACCGCAGCUCCAGCCACUCACCCAUUCGCGGAUCGAAAAGACAGCGUCUACGCCCUGAUCGAUAAAAUCAAUGAAACAGAAUUGGAUCUCGCAGAAUUGAUGGAGGAGCUGGGAUUGUUAGAAGAUUACUAUGGGGCCCUGAAUGUGGACGGUUCGGAUUUUGAUCAUGCAGUCAGCCAAACGAUCGGUCAUCGAAAUGCGCAGGCGCUGGAGACGCGUGUGCGAACGGCGAAACAGCAGUUUGGAGAAUAUCUCCCGGAGGGGUUUCUGAAUGAAACCGAGACACAGUUGUAUACACGGCUAUACGGCGAGCCGAUCUACAAGACGGAGGAACUGGAGCUACAGCCGGAACUUGAAUUAAGUGAAGACGACAAGGAUACAGAUCGGCUUUUCCGGGAAGAUGGUGAAGGAGGUUGGGAAGAAGUCGAGUUCGAGUAUGUUGAGGUGCAGGAUGAGCCUCCUCUUGUCUAUGACAUGGAGGUUGGUCCACCACAGGAGGAAUCAGCCACCAUGCGCCGCACGAGAGAAGUUGCGGAGCAGCUGGGUGGGGAGCUCAUGCUCGAACAGUUUGAGGACGAAGCAGUACCAGACUCGACUCCCCGCAUACAUCCUCUGACCGGUGAAGGCAAGUUCUCUACUGACCCGAGCACCGUAUUCUUGCCAAAAGAUACUGUUACCGGUCCUAUCUCCGUCAUCCUCUCCGAAUUCUCCAACAAGCAUAUUGCAGAUGUCGCUCACCGCACCUUUGGCGGCAACGGGCUUCCUCAUUCCACCACCACACCACCCCCACGCGCACAGAUACCGCAGCUCCCCAUUCCUCUCGAAGCUUCACAGCGCCACAUGAGCGAAAUGGAGGGUAACGCGUAUCUCGCAGCAUUGUACCCCGGCAUGUAUGCAUCGGCUCUGAGCGUGCUCGUCGAGGUUCGGAAGCGCUUGGGCACUGAUUGGAUUCGUCGCCUGAUGUCCCAGGAAGGGGGCCCCAAUGUCCUUGAUGCUGGUGCUGGUGGCGCCGGAAUCCUGGCUUGGAGAGACGUUCUGCGCGCUGAGUGGGAGUUAAUGGUUCCGGAUCACCCAAAGAACGAGCCCGUCCCUCUGGGUCGAUCCACUGUGGUGACAGGCUCGGAAGCGCUACGCAUGCGCGCAAGUCUGAUGCUCGAAAAUACAACCUUUCUUCCGCGGUUGCCCGAUUACGUGCAUAUUCGUGAGAAGCCGACUCUUGAUGAUGCGCGUGCUCCUCCCAAGCGCAAGCAAUACGAUGUUAUAAUCGCUCCGCAUACACUGCUCGGCAUUGAGGAAGAGUAUAUCCGAAAGGAGCAUGUCGAGAAUCUCUGGUCUCUCUUGAAUCCUAAUGGCGGUGUCCUGAUUCUUCUCGAAAAGGGCCACCAGAAGGGAUUCGAGGCGAUUGCUGGAGCCCGUGAGAUGCUGCUGAAACGCUACGUAUCGAGCCCGGGUUCUACGCAGUACGAAGCCCUCACUGAGGCGCCCGGUGAGGAACAGCAUGUCGAAAAGGAGGAAGGCAUGAUUAUUGCCCCUUGCACCAACCACGAGAAAUGCCCUAUGUACCAUGUUUCAGGCCAUGCAAAGGGACGUCGGGACUUCUGCCACUUUGAACAGAGGUACAUCAGGCCUGCUUUCCUUCAACGGAUCAUUGGUGCCAAGGACCGGAACCACGAGGAUGUCAAGUUCAGUUACAUUGCGGUCCAACGAGGUGUGGAUCUACGCAAGGAGGAGAAUAUCAUUCAGGGGCCCGAGGCCGUUGAAGCUGCCUUCACUGGAUAUGAGCAUCUCCAUGAUAUGGCUCCAGAAGAAUCCGAAGCUACAGAUGAAGUUAAGUCCAGCGAUUCUUCGCUUGCACAGACCGCCCAAGAUUUCCAUACCCUAUCUCUUCCUCGCACAGUCUACACGCCUAUGAAGCGUCGUGGCCAUGUGAUCUUCGACGUGUGCACGCCAGCCGGAAAGAUCGAACGCUGGACCGUUCCUCGUUCCUACAGCCGUCAAGCCUACAGGGAUGCGCGCAAGGCCAACUGGGGAGACCUGUGGGCUCUUGGUGCGAAAACUCGUAUUCCCAGGUCUUUGAGACUUGGCGAUAAGCACGGUGAGGGCAAGAAGGAACGAUUAGCCAAGCGAGUAGCCACGAAAGCGGCUCUUGAAGGGGAAGAUGUUCCUCAACUGGAUAGCGCCCUGUCUGCCGAUUUUGACGAGUUGGCGAUUCCUGUCAGAAAGAAGGGUGAGAGAAUCCCCAGCUGGAAGAAGCACGCGGACAAGAAGAAGAUCAGACAGGCUUCGAAGAAGCAGACCGCGGCUAAACUGGCAGAGGAAGAAUCCUGA